ACUUCCACAGUUGGAAUAGAAAGUGUAUUUUAGGUCUUCCUUGAAAAAUGGUUAAUGAGCAUAGAAGAUCAGUUGUUCUUCAAGAAAGGAUGGAAACUUUGUUUAAGAAAGCAGAAGAGCUAUCUGUUCUAUGUGAUGUAGAAAUUGGUAUUAUUGUUUUCAGCCCUGAUAAAAAAAAUGCUGUAUAUGAGUGGCCAUCAAGAGAUAAAUUUAAACAACUCUUGAUGAGAUAUCUAGAUAAACCACUGGUAGAGAGGCUUAAGAAGUUGACAACAAAUGAAAUGUUCCUCAUGAAAGAGAUGGAUGCUAAGAUGAAGAUAAUUGAGCAGCAGAAGACUGAAGAAAAGGAAAUGGAACAGCUAUUUAGCCAGUUAUAUCUUGGGGAAAAGACUGUCUUUGACCUGGAUAAAAGACAACUUAUAGGUGUUCGCAACUUAGCUAUAAAGGCGAAAGAGAAGGCCGUUAAAAGGAGAAUACAACUCAAGUACUUACAAGAUCAACGUCUUUCGUUACCAAUUGAUCGCAUACCACUUCGAGUGGCUCCAUUUAAUGUACAGGAUCAACGUAUUCAGUUACCUGUUGAUGAUCCUUUGGCACUUCGAUUGGCUCCACUUAACAUACAAGAUCAACGUCUUCAAUUACCUGUUGAUGAUCCUUUAGCUCUUCGAUUGGCUCCUCCCGAGAAUUAAUGAAUAUGUUUAAUCACAGUCAAAGAUUAGCGCAACAACAAUCAAAAGUUUAUUUGUGCAAC
Nicotiana attenuata is the source of this 751-nucleotide messenger RNA. RefSeq names its product MADS-box transcription factor 31-like. Lineage: Eukaryota; Viridiplantae; Streptophyta; Magnoliopsida; Solanales; Solanaceae. The record is from RefSeq and is a predicted model, not a curated record. Bases 48 to 689 code for a protein of 213 amino acids. Gene Ontology annotation, biological process: regulation of transcription by RNA polymerase II. Gene Ontology annotation, molecular function: DNA-binding transcription factor activity, RNA polymerase II-specific; protein dimerization activity; RNA polymerase II cis-regulatory region sequence-specific DNA binding. The transcript has a single exon.